AUGACUUCUGCAGGCCCAUUCUGGUGUUACCUGUCUAGAAAAGCAGAAGAGACAGCUGAGGGGAACAAAUCUGUUGCUGCUUCUUGGGGAUCCCCUUCAGUGCACGAACAAAUGAGGAAAACUGCAAAACAGUCAUCACAGAAGAAAGAUGCUCCUCCAGUGACAUCUUCUACAGCAGCUUCUGAGAAGAAAGGAGGUGAUCGGACGCUGGAGAAAGAGAGGAAAAAAGAUGUGCCUCCUCCUCGCUUGCAAUUUGAUGAUAAGAACCGGGUGGAAAAGGCUAAAAGACGUGCGGUAGUCAAACAAACUGAAGCUAGAAACAGAGUCGAAUUGUUUCGGCAUUUACCUCAAUAUGAACAUGGAACCCAGCUUCCUGAUCUUGAGUCAAAGUUUUUCCAACUUGAUGCUGUCCAUCCUUCUGUUUACAGGGUAAAGUUUGUCUAUAAGAUCAGUUGAUCAUCAUUUUUCUAUUAUAUUUAUUCUUGUCAUCUUCUUCCAAGCUUCGACUUGAUCAGGUGAUAUAUGAGAUUUCGAUUUUAAAUGAUAUAAGUAGUGGAUUUAUACAUUAUCACACUAAUUCCAUGUUAUCAUGCAGACAUGCUGGCAUCUUGGAUAUUGAUCCAAGCUGAAAAGCAUGUAUCAUAAUUUUAGAAUGCUGUACUGCAAUAUGGGGCACAUUUGCAUCCUUAACACACAUUGUGCUUAUGCUAGUGUUCUCGUAACCAUACUUGAAGUCUGGGCUAUUGUCAGACUCUCAUUGAUUUAGGUGGAAAUGGAUGUGUAUUGGUGACACCUUGCACCAAGGCA
Messenger RNA from Ilex paraguariensis (yerba mate), 807 nucleotides. The record is from the annotation of a GenBank genome assembly. NCBI's taxonomy places the organism in Eukaryota, Viridiplantae, Streptophyta, Magnoliopsida, Aquifoliales, Aquifoliaceae.